UCUUGUCAGGUGUGAUAAAUAAAAACAGAUGGGAAAUUUUAUUUAAUCAGUAUUAUACUUAAAAUUUACUUUUUUACACACAUCUUAAACUUUUCAUGCAAAUUACUUUAUAAACGAUUAUUAUUUAACUAUCCAGAUGUCCAAUAUUAUUCCACCUUUACUUAGCAACUCACCUCCUCCACCUCCAGAUAUAGAUGAAGAAGAUGAUGAUUUUGGAGAUUUUGCUGCUCCAACUGAUGUAUCAUUUGAUUGUGAUAAUUACUCUUUACCUUCAACACCAACAGAUUUACCAGAUAAACAAUUUGGAAGUUUUGUUCCAAAUGAAAUUUUAGAUAUUAACAGAAAUAGUAAUGAAGAUAUAAACCAUAUUUUUGGAACUGCAGAAUUAGGAUUAUCAAAAGAUUUUUGUGACAAAAGAAAAGAUCAAAAUUCAGCUUCUAAAGAUAUAUAUGAGAAAAAGAGUAAUUCAAAAGAUUAUGAUGAGUGUCAGGUUAAAGUAAAUGAAAGAAGUCGUUUUGAAGAGAGUGCAAAUUUAGGCGAUGAAAAACAUGUCAAUUGUAGAAACAAUGAAAGUGGUUCAUUGAAAAGUGAUACACCUGUUGUCUCUGAUAUCUUAGAAGAUUUUACUACACAAACACACUUUAUAGAAGAUAAUAAACCAAACAGUGUUCAUAUACCUAAUGAAAUCAAUGGAACUAACUGUGAUAUAAAAGAAACCUCUAUGGAUAAAAAUAAAUCUAAAGAUACUAGUAAAGAGAGUGUGAACCUAAUAUACAAAUCAAUACAUAAUGAUUUGACAAAUGGAAGUGUUGUUUCAAAUAGUAGCUCUACCAACAACAAAGAUUUAAAUAAUGAGUGUAUUAAAUAUAUCACAAACUCUUUUAUAGAGUGUGAAAGUCAUAUUAGAAAUACAGAUGUAGAUAUCAAUUUUAAAAAUGUACCAAUGACAACUAUAUCAAAUGAUGUUACUGAAACAAGUAGCGAAUUAAAUGAUUCCUUUAAUAAAAACAAAACUAUGAAUACAUUACAAAACACAUUUCUUACAACAGAAGUAACAAUUGAUCGUGAUGUUGAUAUAAAUAAAGAAAAAGAACAAGCCAAGACUAAUUAUCAAGCAGUUAUUAACACUGAAGAAGAUAAGUUUAAAAUUGAUAGUGGUUUUGACAGUUUUGAAACAGGAGUCCAAUAUACAACGGAAGAAAAAACUAUAAAAGAUAUUGACAGUGAUGAUUUUGUCUCUGUGAAUAAAACCUCUAAAGAGAAAAGUGAUGCUAAUAGUGAACCUAUAUUAUUCGAAGUUGGUUCAAAUAAAACUGACAGAGAGGACUCAGAUGAUGAGUUUUCUGAAUUUAAAUGCAGUAAUAAUAGUAACUUCACGUCAUUUGUUGUUGGUUUAAAUAAAAUUCAGGAUAACUCAGAUAAUGAGUUUGCAAAUUUUAAAUAUGGUAGUCAUAAUGCUGAGCACAAAUCUUUUGAAUAUAAUUCAAAUAAAGUUCAAAUGGUUCAGUCAGAUGACAAAUUUGCAAGUUUUAAAACUGGCACUUACAACAGUGAUCACACAUUGUUUGAAGAUAGUUCAGAUAAAGACCAGAAGGAUAAGUCAGAUGAUGAGUUUGCAGAUUUUAAAUGUAGUCAUAAUAUUAGUCAAACCUUUGAAGAUAAUUCGAAUACAUUUCAAAAGGGUGUGUCAGAUAUUGAGUUUGCAGAUUUUAAAUGCAGGAACCAUAAUAGUGAGCACACAUCAAUCAUAGUUAGUUCGAAUAAGACUCAGAAGGAUGAGUUAGGUAAUGAGUUUGUAGAUUUCCAGUGUAGUAGUAACAAUAGUGAGCAGCGCACAUCAUUUGAUGUUGAUUCAAGUAAUGUAUCUACUACAAAUGAAGAUGAUGAUUUCGGUGAAUUUGCAAGUACAUCAAAUUCUGAAAAUGAUAGUAUUCAGAUUGGUAUUUCUACAAAACUGCUAUUAAACGAGAAGGAAGCAUUUGAUAAAUCAGUAGAAAUACUUAAAAAAAUGUUUCCUGUAGAAGAUGUAGCUGCAAAUAAUUUUCAAAAUAAUGAUUUUACUGAAAAUGACAAAAUUUUUAACAAAAUUAAAAAUGUGACAGAAACUCAUGCUUUGUCAUUCCACUGGCCUAAAUCAGCAAGUCAAAAUUUAUUAUUGAAAGCAUUAAAUAUUGACUCUAGAAAUAUAUUAUUUGGAUCAGGUUGGAAUUCUACAAUGCCAAGAUUUGCUGCUAAUUUAAGUUUGACUCCUCUAGAACCAAUAAAGUCUGAAUCAGUCCUGCAUGUAUCAACUAGUGCAGCUGAAUUGGAACCACAGAGCGCUGUUCAAUUUGCAGUAAAUAGUGAGAUAAAUUUUGGAAAUUUGGCAGAGGCAGAGCAGUUUCAUUCUUUAUCAUCAAAGGAUACUGACAAGUCACUACAAAAUGUCAAAGGUGCCGAUGCUACUUUGAAGAUUGAAUCUGAAUCUGAAUGUGGAAUAAAUAAAAAUAAUACUGAACAGAAAAGUACACCGAUUAUACACCAAGAAGAUUUUGACGAUUUUGUGUCAUACUCUGAAGUUCCGUCCUCGGGUCAUAACGUUCUGUUACGAGAAACUCACAUAUCUAGCAAAGAUUCUAGUAAAUCUGAAGAUGAUAUUGUCAGUUGGCUUGAGCCUACAAUUGUUACUCCAGAACUUUCACGACGAGAGCGUCAGUACGUGGAACCAGAUGAAGAGUUUGAUGAUUUCCAAAUGACUGUUCCAGAUGACCAAACACCGAAAAUAUUAGAUUCUUCUUCAGCAUUAACUGUAAAGCCUUUAGAAAAUGCAGUAGGGCAGAAACCAAUAUCUUAUAUUGAGAAAAAUGCGACUCACACCUUUAUAAAAUCAGAAUUAAAUAAACCAAAAGAAAAUGAUGAUGAGUUUGGUGACUUCACGUUUUCUUUACCUAAAGAAAAAUCUACAUUAUCUGUGCCUUUUGAAAACUCUAAAUUGGGAAAUUCUAGUGGCGUUGUAGAGAGUAUACCUACUCCAGCUUUAGAACCUCUUAAACCAAGUAUCGUGUACGCACCAACAACAUCCAAGGAAAUAAGUUGGCCAGAUCCAGGAAUAUCCGAGGAAGAAAUAAAACGUUUUGAAUCUUUAUCCUAUUCGCGGGUUAGUGACGAUAAUUUGAAGGACAAACAUAAAGACCCUGGUAUUACCGUCAAGAACAAUAUUGAAAGAAAAACAUCUCCUGUAGUUGAUUCUAGUGAAACGUUAAGAGGACAAAAUGUAUCAAGUCAAAAAUUAAAACAGAGAACGGUGGAUGACGAUGAAUGGUCAGAUUUUGUAUCAGUACAGUCAUCACCUCUCCAUAAGAUAAAAUCAGAAAAAGAGAGAAGUUCUACACCAGAUUUGCCAUUAUCUGUAUUAAAUUUGGGCAAUAUACAACCGACCAAACAACCAAUUCCAGUUAUCACCCCCAAUGGUUUAGUUCAAACCAAACUGGCAUCCAACGUGUCGCUGAAUUUCCCGAUAAUGCAAAAUAAUCGAAUGUAUCCUCAAACUCAAGGUCAAAGUAGUUCCAGUUAUCAACCGUCGAUAAUAAGUAACCAGUUUGCCAGUCAAGCUUUUGGCGGUUUUGGUAACUACCAAGCUAAUACGUCGACGAAAUCUCAGCUACCUGAAAACGCAGAUGAUGAUGAAUGGAGUGAUUUCGUAUCACACGAGGCUUCAAGUCAGAAACCUUCUCAUCCAAAAGGAAGUUGGUCCAAUCAACCUAAUCAGUUUUCUAGUUGGAUGAGCGCCACGCCAAACAUUAUUACCAAUCCAACUGCCAAUUUGGAAGUGAUAAGUUCUAGUGAUCUAGAAAGACAAAAACAGCAUAAAAGGGGUCCCAAUACAAGUACACAAAGUAAAAAAAAUAGUGUUCCGAACAUGGCAUUACCCGAUUUAGACUUUUUUUCGCCGAGAAAUAGGACUAAUCGAAAAUGACUAAAGGAGCAAGUUAUGUUGUAAUAUGUUGUACUUAAAAAGUGGCCUCUUAUUUGGUCGAUGUAGAUCUAAAAUGCACAAAGUGAUCACGAUAAAAUUUAUUUAUUUUCUUUUAAAAUAUAAAAUCAGUUACAGAAUAAAUUGAUUUUGUGAGUUCUCUAAACGUUUUAAAAUUGGGAGGUUUAAAAUCGAAUCAGUCGUAAGAAGGUAGGAAAUAAAACAUUAUUACAGAAAAUUACAUUGUUACGUUCUCUCAGCUCUCAGCUGCAAAAAGAAAUAAAUAUAGCAGUGAGUAAAAUUAUAUACGGUGAUGUCAAAAAUAUAUUCUUUGGACAAUUAGUGUAUAGGUAAAAACAAUGGUGGUGUAAAAAGACAGAGACGAAAUUAUAGUAAUAAUUCCAAUGAUGUUAAUUUAUGAGGUAUGAUCGAUAAAACGGCAUCAAUUAGGUUUGUAAAUGACGAUGAAUCAUUUUCUCUAUUUAUAAUUUUAUAUAUAAAAUGACGGCGAUCUUCGUUUCCAAGUCAACCCUGAUGCCGUUUCUUUAUCGUAUCCUACUUUAUUUUAUUCGCUAUAAAUAUUAUUAAGGUAUCUGUGAUUGAAAUUUGUUUGUUUUUAUUUAUUUUGCGAUUUAAUUUUGUUUCAAUGUUAUUUUAAUCAAGAUAUAUUGCUGCAAAGGCUGUAGAUUCGAACAAGUUGAAUAAACAAUAACAAUUAUUACUUAAUAUUUAAUAGUAUUCAUUGUAUGUUAUUCUAUUAAGCUAUUUAAGUUGGUUUAUCAAUUUCGUAGGAUAUAUAAAAGUAUUAAUUUUACGUACUUUAAUAUGGACUAGAUAUAUUUAAUUAAUAUUUUCCAGUCAUUCACAAUGAUGUGAUUGAGAUUAAUAUCUGCGUACUUUUGUAAAAAUUGUAAAAAUGUAUUAAAACAAUAAUUUAUUUUUGAAAAGUGAUAUUAUUUUAUUUGUCCAUGAAAAUGUUUUUGGGGGAUAUAUAAGAAGGGUUUUAUAAACGUAUUAUUUAUCUCUACUUACUAUAAGAUUUACUUUUAAUACAGUAUUAGAUAACUUUAGUGGGAUUACUUUUUUUUCUGAAUAUUUAUAGAGAAAAAAAUAAAAAAAUUUGAAAACCGUUUUUCUCUAUUAUGAGGGUGGUGGCUGAUAAUUAUGUUAAAUCAAUUACCUAUAUUUUUUAAUUUUGAUUUGGCUGACAGUGUUUAAUAAAGUUGCAUUAGAGCAUCGUUGAUUGAAAGAAUUGGGAUGAUACGCAAUCUAAUGGGCAAAUUCGUGACAAGGCUGAUUUGAUUUCUUCUUACGUCUCAAAUGUCGUACGGUGGAGACACCAAUCGUUCUGCGGUCAACGCAUAAAACACUUAUUUUCUCUAAUUCGGCCAGCGAAGGCAUAUCGAAGACGGUGUGGAUCUGAGCGACAGUGUUGCCAUAUUAAAAUGUGUAAUAUCUGUAAUAAACUUGACGAAAAUAUCAUUGGAUGGAAAAUCCGCGUUUAUGUAUUGAAAAUUUAUUCGUGUUAAACAACAAAAAUAAAAAUUCAUUAUAAGUACUGAAUAUUUCGUACGAUCGAAAAAAAGUGAUUUAGUUGGCUUGA
Sitophilus oryzae (rice weevil) is the source of this 5555-nucleotide messenger RNA. RefSeq lists its product as uncharacterized. Gene Ontology annotation, cellular component: trans-Golgi network membrane; AP-1 adaptor complex. The transcript has 5 exons. The record is from RefSeq and is a predicted model, not a curated record. The coding region runs from base 137 to 3955 and encodes 1272 amino acids. Lineage: Eukaryota; Metazoa; Arthropoda; Insecta; Coleoptera; Curculionidae. Gene Ontology annotation, molecular function: clathrin binding. Gene Ontology annotation, biological process: intracellular transport.